This is a messenger RNA of Syngnathus typhle (broad-nosed pipefish), 1148 nucleotides long. It is a transcript of the gene emc9, whose product is annotated as ER membrane protein complex subunit 9. The transcript is spliced from 5 exons. The coding region runs from base 273 to 890 and encodes 205 amino acids. The record is from RefSeq and is a predicted model, not a curated record. Lineage: Eukaryota; Metazoa; Chordata; Actinopteri; Syngnathiformes; Syngnathidae. Gene Ontology annotation, cellular component: EMC complex.
CAUUAGCAAUAGUAGACCCUUCGACCGGGAUGGAGUAGCUGUCAACAAGGCUCGUUAUCUUGUUCAAUGGAUAGUUGCAUAUUGGUAACAAGUUGAACUAUUUAGUCAACAGCUUACGAUUUUUUAAUUUUUUUAUCUAUAGUGCACUCAACGGACUCAUACAUCUAGUGCUUGUGUUUAGCGUAAAUGCUAAUUUUAAUACCGCCGCUACUUUUAGCCUUUUGGUCGCUCGCUCGCGAUUAGUUAUAUCCUCGAAAGCCGGCGUCGUCGUCAUGGGUGAAGUGGAGCUGUCAUGCCGGGCGUACGUCAAGAUGUACCUGCACGCCUGCCUCUUCCCCCGUUGCAGCGUCAACGGGGUGCUGUUGUCUUCCACCUCGGCAGGGGGCGCUGUCUGCGUGACUGACUGCGUACCGCUGCUGCACUCGCACCUGUCCCUGGCGCCCGUCACCCAGCUGGCACUCACACAGGUGGACGUGUGGUGCUCGCAGACCCGGCAAAGGAUUGUGGGAUACUAUCAAGCCAACGCCUGCGUGUCAGAUUGCAGUCCAACGCAAGGAGCCUUGAAGAUCGCCGACAAGAUCGCCGAACAGUUCGACGGCGCCGUUCUGCUCAUGCUGGACGGGAGCAAAAUGUCUCCCGACUACCGUGUCCCUCCCAUCGUCAUGUACGAACGCAAAGACUCGAGGUGGACGCUGAAGGACAAGCACACGAUCAUGCUGAGGCAGUGGGAGGAGACCCGCGCCAUCGCCAGUCAGAUGUUGGAGUCGGGCGACCACUCGCUCCUGGUGGAUUUCGACAGCCACCUGGAUGACAUCACCAGAGACUGGACCAAUCAGAAGCUGAACGCCAAGAUCGUCGAGCUGUCCUCGCCGGCCAACGGAAACAUCUAGAAGUGGGGGACGAGUGCUUCGAGUAAUAUAUUACCGUUUUUAUUGUUAACACGGAGGGUCGAUGGCACAUUGAAGCCUUUUCAUUGUUUUGUCUUUUUGUUUUAUUAACACGAGGUGAAAAAUGAUUUCAAGGACAUGUAAACACAUCCCAAGAUGACUCCACUCCACAUUUCUCCCUCGGGGAUUUAUCUUUCAACCAUGACAUAAAAGCACCCUAACAUUUCAGUGAGCAUGUUUAAUAAAAAUAAGUGAACACGU